GGAAGAAAGCAAGUGCGACACGACGACCAGCUCGAGGAGGACGGCGGGAGCGGCGGUCAGGUAGCUGUGGCGGCGGGGGAAGGACGGCCAUGUGCAGCCCGAUGCUGAGAGCGCUGAGCGGCCGGAGCAUUGUCCCAGGAUGCAUCAGUCCCAUCAGGCAGAGUCACUGGUUUCCAUCUGUCCUGGCACUAAAGACAUCUCCUCCUCUCAGAGCAGAACCCGCAAAGAAGAAGAAGAAAGUCGACCCAAAACGGGACCAGGAGGCAAAAGAGCGUCUCAAAAAAAGGAUCCGAAAAAUGGAAAAAGUCGCCCCUGAGCUCAUACCUAUUGAAGACUUCAUCAUACCAACCAAGUACCUUGAUGACCUCAGAGUGCGAGCGGUGCCACAGCUGUCGUCGGAGGAGAGCGAGCGCAGAGCUAUGCUGCUGAAAGAGUGGGCUCGCUACAAGCACCAGCAGCACCAGGCUGAGAUGGCUGCCAUCAGGGAGGCCCUGGAGGCCCAGCAGGAGGCUCUGGAGGAGCUGAGGCUGGAGUCUGAAGAGCUCUAUAAGGCUGCGCUAAGGAUAGACCCGGGACUUGUGCCCUUCCAGCACCAAGGACCAAGCCACACUCCACCAGUAGCCAACUACCAGGCACCAGAAGGAAAAUUCAAUGACAUCACCAGGGUCUAUGUACAAUAAAAAAAAUUAGGUUCCAUUUA
Messenger RNA from Scleropages formosus (Asian bonytongue), 700 nucleotides. It is a transcript of the gene mrpl40, whose product is annotated as mitochondrial ribosomal protein L40. Gene Ontology annotation, cellular component: mitochondrial ribosome; mitochondrial large ribosomal subunit. Bases 90 to 680 code for a protein of 196 amino acids. NCBI's taxonomy places the organism in Eukaryota, Metazoa, Chordata, Actinopteri, Osteoglossiformes, Osteoglossidae. The record is from RefSeq and is a predicted model, not a curated record. The transcript has 4 exons.